AUCAGCUGAGUCGGCGACUUACGUUUAUUUUUAAGUUUAUUUCAGCGGUGCUAAUAAAACCGAGCAUGGUUUUAAUCUGAUGGCACAACAAACGAAGCGCCAGCGGUUCCAAUCAGAAUCAGUCGUGUUUUGGAUGCUCGUAUAGCCGGACUGCCUCCAAUUUCCGUGGAUUGAAUUUUGCGCUCUGUUAAUUUAAGCUAAAAAUGCGAGCACUUGCCAAGCGUUCUAAUUACUCGACGAGCGAAAUGUGUUGAUUCUUCCAAAAACAAAUAUUGCCGAUGCACCGAAUUCCAAUUGGAAGAGAAACGUGAUCCCGGGUACACACACAUGCAUAUAACGGCACCUGCAUGCACACGAGUUUGCAUGUGUGAGUUAAAAACACAUGCUCUUUCUGCUUUUCUUUGCAUUUUUUGUGAAUGAACUGGAAAACGGGCGUAUUUAGCACCGAUAAAACGCAAUUAGUAUUGAUCUUUUCGGCGCGGGUCAACGUAAUUACGGCAAAAUGAAGGCCACCAUCGAUAAGGAGCUGCUGCCCAUGAAGGCGCACUACUUUCUAUUCAAUGCCGGUACCGCUCCCGUCGUCCCCUUUAUGCCGACUUUGGCCGGACAGCUGGGAUACUCCCCCGCGGUUGUGGGCACCAUGUACAUGAUUCUGCCCAUCAUCGGAAUGCUGGCGAAGCCUCUUUUCGGCUACAUUGCAGACCGGUACCACCGCCACAGAUCGCUUUUCCUUGGGGGCCAAGUGCUCACGGGCAUCGCCUUCUUCCUGAUCAUGUUCGUGCCGGGCAUGGAGAAGCCGCUUCCCAAGGUGGAGUUCCACUGCCAUGCGGGUGUCUCCAAUGUGAGAUUCUGCUCCGAGUACGGCGAGUGUGUCGAAAAGAAUCUGGAGCAGUACUACGGAAAUCGGUCGCUGGCGUGCCAUCUGAACUGCGAGGCGCAGCCUUUCAUGUGGGACAUUGUGUGCCAGGACUGGUUGCACAACAAGACGGACAACUGCGCCGCCAAUCGCACCAACUCCCACAUGGAUUUUGGAACCGGCAUCAACAUGCAGGACAUCGUGGACGACAAGCGCUGCAUGUUCUUCAUGGUGCCCCAUGACCGAGGCCAGAUUGCGGGCCAGAAUGUCACGUUCAAUUGUCCGGCGAGCAAGGAGUACUUCAAAGCCAAUUGCACCAUGGACUGCCAAGAGGACUACCUCAAGGAGCAGCUGGCGGAGAGUGCGGUGAUCAACACCAGCAGUGCCAUGUCCAUGCCGCAAUUCUGGUUGUUCUUCGGCCUGCUCAUCUUCAGCUGGAUCGGCAUGGCGGUGGUGGUCAGCAUCGGAGACGCCAUCUGCUUUGGCAUCCUGGGGGAUCGUCAUCACCUGUACGGCAAGCAGCGCCUGUGCGGCUCCCUUGGCUGGGGUGUGUUCGCCCUGUUGGCCGGCGUCCUUGUGGACCACAUGUCCGUGGGAGAGGUGGACAAGAACUACACGGCCGUUUUCUGGAUGGCUCUGAUUAUCAUGGGAUUCGAUGUGUUCGCCUCAUCCAAGCUGAGGCACACACAGACACAUUUGUCUUCCAACAUUUUGAAGGAUGUUGGUCAGAUGUUCCUCUCGCUGCGCUGCGUCAUUUUCUUUCUGUGGUGCGUGGCCAUUGGACUUGGAACUGCUCUGAUCUGGAACUUCCUGUUCAUCUAUCUAGAGCAGCUAGACAAGGCGUUCGAGGGAUGCGACAGCUCGAUUAAGACUUUGGAGGGAUUAGUCAUGGGGAUCCAGUGCUUCGGCGGCGAGCUUCCCUUCUUCUUUCUAUCCGGUUGGAUCCUCAAGAAGAUUGGGCAUAUAAACGCCAUGAGUAUGGUGCUUUUCGGUUUUGGAGUGAGAUUUAUUCUGUACUCGAUGCUGCAGAACCCCUGGUACAUCCUGCCCAUCGAACUGAUGAAUGGGGUGACCUUCGGGCUGUUUUAUGCCACAAUGGCCUCCUAUGCGAGCAUUGUGGCACCGCCUGGAACUGAGGCUACCAUGCAGAGUUUGGUUGGAGCGAUUUUCGAGGGUGUUGGUGUGUCCAUGGGCAGCCUGAUUGGAGGACUGCUCUUUGAGUCUGUCACCGCACGCACCACCUUUGAGAUCUUUGGAAUAGGCGCCUUCAUUAUCUUCGUGAUUCACGUGUCCAUUCAACUAUACCUGCAGCGCAGCACCAACAUUGACGAAAAUGGUAAGGGUAGGGUCACUUCCGCCUCCGCCACAGCCUCAGCCACUGCAUCCUUGGAGACAGCCAAGCCUAAAAAUACUGACGAUAAAGAUAGAGACGGGUUCCGUGAAGUCGACUUGAGUUGAUCCUCCCUUCACAAUUUUUUUAAACUCUUUUUGUAUGGAAGCAUUUUCAAUAACUUUAGAAAAAGGCUAGUUUCAUGAAUUUAAAAUAGUAUUAACAUACUAAAGUACAGUGUAGAUAGAUACAACCCCUGUAUGGCAAUGGUGCUUAAAAUGCCAUAAACCAUAAAAUCGAUAUAUAUACCACUUCUCACGUCUGCCAUAGUUUUUAUUAUAGACUGUUUGACGAUUGACUACAGAUAGCAGACAUAAAUGGCUCAAAGUGAAUUUAAUAUACUACCCCCUGAUUAAGUAAACUUUAAUAAGUUUUUGAAUACAUAUCAGAGACGAUGAUAAUCUUAGCCAUAUUAUUUCUUUUUUAUUUAAUUUAAAUGUACAUAAGUGAACUGAAUUAAAAAAAA
Molecule: messenger RNA, 2712 nt
Organism: Drosophila elegans
Lineage: Eukaryota; Metazoa; Arthropoda; Insecta; Diptera; Drosophilidae
Gene: Sugb
Product: major facilitator superfamily domain-containing protein 6-A
Exons: 5
Coding region: 503-2314 (603 amino acids)
Cellular component (GO): membrane
Molecular function (GO): transmembrane transporter activity
Source: RefSeq, a predicted model, not a curated record